Molecule: messenger RNA, 3794 nt
Organism: Clunio marinus
Lineage: Eukaryota; Metazoa; Arthropoda; Insecta; Diptera; Chironomidae
Source: the annotation of a GenBank genome assembly
UAAAAUCCUUUUAAGUUUAAGGAAAAUAAAUUAAUUUUCGGUUUUUCCUAUCUUUUGAAAUCCCGUAGCUGCAAGUCGUGAAGUGCUUUAAAUUGAAAGCUUCAUAAGGAAAGAUUUAAAUUGUGAAAAGUUUUUUGAAAAGCAGUCAAGUUGGGUAAUAAGGCAGGAAAGUCAACUGAACCAGCCGCUGGUGAAGCAGCGCCUAUGGAUAACUCUGUAUCUCCUUUACCGGAACCAGAAGCACCAUUAGCUAUGAUGGAAAUCGAAAAAACUCCAAUUUCCACACCAAUGCAUGAUAUGCCACCGCCUCCGGAUGAAAAGCGUUACGAUGAAGACGUUAAGUCAACAUGGCAAUGUGGAUCAUGGUGCGAAUACAUCUUCGUGGUUGUUGUUUCAUCGAUUUUACUGCUUGCCGCUAUCGUCUUAACCGUUUUUUGGAUCAUCUACUACAGAAACGGAUACAGUCUUGAGGAUAAUAAGUUGUUGUUUAACUUCCAUCCAACUCUCAUGAUUGGCGGAUAUAUCUUUCUAUCUGGAUUUGCUAUACUUCUCUAUCGUAUUUGUCGUUGCUGCUCUCACUUGAUUGUCAAGUUGUGUCACGUAUUUUUCCAUGCUUGCUCCAUUCCAUGCAUUGUCAUCGGAUUUUUGGCGGUUUGGGAAUCAAAGAAUCAACACGAUACGACACAUUUCUAUUCAUUACAUUCCUGGUUGGGUCUCAUUACAUGUGGACUCUUUGUAUUCCAAUUCGUCCUAGGAUUCUUCAGUUUUCUCAUCUUGCUGUGCUGUGACAAUGCAACACAAAAGUUCCGCUCAACGAUGAUCCCAAUUCAUGCUAGCUUAGGUGUUGCAACAUUUAUGUUGGCCAUUGGCGCAGCUGUAACUGGAUUAACUGAGAAGGCACUUAAAGAUUUGGGUGAAGAGAAAUACUCUGGAAAGGAAAAUGGAACGUUCAAAGGAUUCGAUGAAGAAGGAAUCAUCAUCAACACCAUUGCAGUUAUCUUGAUUGGAUUAGGAAUUCUUGUUCCAUUUGCUGUUCGUCGAACUAACUCACCAGCCAGCUUUAAGGUGUACGUUACAGACCGCAUAUGAGAAAACGCCAACAAGGUUGAAAUGGUGAGGGAAGUUACUGAAAUAACUGUCACCGAACCAGAAGCAACCGACGUUGAAAAAUAUUAAAAUACAAUUGAUCGAUAAAAACAAACAUGAUGAUAUUAAAUCGGAUGAUACAUGAAUUCUUGUUAGAUGCAAGAAUGAUUUUUAAAUAGAUUUGGACAGGGCAAAUACGUAGAAUCAUCUUUAGAUAAGGUCAGAUACAGAUGUAAGAAUAAAUAUUGUGUAGACAGAAAUUUUUCAUUUUUACGGGGAAUUCGAGGUUGUCAACGACGUGAAUAAAUAUUUUAUGAUGAUGUGCUAAGAUCUUUGAAAGGUUUUCUAGGCGAAAUGUUAUUGAACGACGAAUUCUUCAAUUAUCCCCCUAAAAUUUCAAAGAAAAUUCAAAAAAAUAUUCUUCAGUUCAGUCAUUGAUAAAGAAAGGAAAAUUUGCUAAAAUAUCGACACAUUUAGAAUUAAAAAUCUUUCAUGGAAGUAGAUAAAAUUCAAGCAUUGCCAAAAUAAUAUAGGAGAAAAAUUUAGAUCAAAACAUUUGAAAUCGCGAAACAAUUUAAAAAAGCAAGUAGGAAAAAGUUUUGUUUCUUCAAAGUCUGAACAUCAUCAAUUGAAGUUUUUCCUUAUUUUUCCAAAUUUUCUUUUCAUUUCUUCGUAUUGGAGUUAAAGUUUAAAACUUAAUCAUCAGCAUGCGAUAAUUAUAGAGAAAAUGAUGAAAACCAAACCAAAAGUGAUUUUUAUGUCGUUCGUUUUUUGGCUCAUAAAUAUUUAAAUAUAUGGAACCAAUUUUAUAACAAAACUAAUAUUUAAAUACAUUUUAUAGUGCAAAAAUGAAAAAGUAAAAGAAGAACUAAGAAUUUUUUUAAAAAACAUUUUCUUGACACAUCCGCAGCCAACCAGAAUCAUUUAUCAGUUUAUCAGUUCAUCAUGUUUUAUCUAACAAAUCAUCAAUGAAAAAUAAUAUUUUCUAAUUAUAAAAGUGAGAUGAAUAAGCAUGUGACGUAGUUUAAACAAAUUUUACGUAAGAAUUGCUUUAGUUUGAUGAACUUUUUUCAAGAGAAAGAAAAACUCCAAAAUUAUUAUUAAAUUAAUUAAAUAUCUAAUAUAAAAUUUUAAAACAAAAUUAAAAAGAUGAAAAACGAUUUGCGAUAUGCUUGGAUUUUCUGAGGCUUAUCAAGUCAAUGCAUGUGAGAGACAAAAAAAGUAAAUUAAUUUUCACUUUUAUGCUAAUUACAUCGCACUUUCGAGGCUUCUGUGGGACUCUAAAAUAUCGCAGAUCAUUAGGCUUUCAAUAAGACGAUGAAUUAAAAGAAAAUAUUAAAAUUAAUAAUCUUUAAAUGUAGUUGAAGUAGAUUUAUAGAGCGACACACAAGCAGUUACUCCAGCAUUUUACAUUUAAAUAAUAAAAAAGAAAACAGACAAGAAGAAUUUUCAUACAGAAAUUAUCGUUAGAUAUUCAUAAAAUGUGUUAAAAUAAGAAAUGCCAAAUUGCAAAAAUAUGUAAGUAAAUAUUUUUCUUUUGCGGAGGCGUUCAUAAAUUUAACGGAUCAAAGUUUCUUUUCUCAACAGGAUGAGAUAAUUUAUGGACGCUUCCGGUUUCUUCGAAAACAAACGUUAUGUCGAGCAGUGUUGGCAUCUGAAAGUUAAUGGGAAAUAUUCAUGCACCAGUUUUUUUAUAUUGAUAACUUACAACAUUUUCCGCAACCUAAUCGGCUUUCAUUCCAAAUAUUUUCUUUCAAAUCAAGCUUUUCAAAAUUUUUAAAACUCAUUCAUCAGAAUCCAUAAACAUGAAACAAGACAAAUUUUUUUACAAUGAAGGAAAAUACCACCGGAAAUUUUAAUUAAACUUUUUGUACAAGAAUGGAAGAAAAUUUAUAAAUAAAUAACAACAAAAACUAUGUUUGGCUCCAGAACGAACCAUGUUACAUGAUUACAUGAAUAAUCGAAGUAAUUAUUGUGUGGAUUCUUGUUUGAAAUGAUAAUUUUUCUACCAGAAUUAACUUUAAACGUAAGAAGAAUAAAAAUAAAAGGAAAAGUGUUUUAAUAAAUGUGUUCAAAAACAUGAAAUAAUUAAAAAGAAAUAGACGGAAAACAUCAAACAUAAACAUUUGAGCGAAGAUAUUUACUGUAUAACUUUGUAGGUGAAAAUAAACUUUUCCAUCUCUUCCAUCCCCUCCCUCCCGUUCCAUUCUUCAAGUAUUCAGAACCAUCAAUUACAAAUACAUAAAAAAGACAUUAAAUAUAAAUCGAAACUUUAUGUUCUGUAACUGUCACAUAGAAUAUUCAUUAAACAUUAAACAUUCUCAAGAGUAACGAUUUGAAAAUAUUUUUAUUGCGAUUAUUUUUCUUUAUUUAUCUUUCAAGAUUGUGUAAGAAACAAAAAGAAAAAAAAAUAUAAACGAAGAAAAACGAAAAACCUGAUUUAAAGAAGAUAUUUAAAACAUAAAAAUUAUUUAGCAUAACAUUAUUGUACAAUUUUGUUGAUGAUUUUAAUUAUAUUAAUGGUUAAAAUAAUAUAGUGAAAACAUUUCAUAACGAAACUUUUUGAAAUCCUGUCAUUUAUCAUAAAUAAAAAAAUAUUUAAUAAAGUUCUUAACUCAAACGUGUUAUUUCUUUUAUUUUAGCUUGCUGAAACUUUUCUCAAUCUUCUUGCUUUUCCACGUGACAGCAAUGUCAUGUUAUAUCCUACA